AUCAUGGCGGCGGCGGGAGAGAGGCGCUGGUCCUCAUAGCCGAGCCGGAGCCGACGGUCACCCCGACCCCACCGAGCCUCCGACCCACCGGGGAACGGGCCCUGUCGGCCCCGGGGGAUGUGAGCGUCUGGACGGGUCUCCCCGGGGGGCCGGAGUCGCCUCCUGCCUCGGCCCGUCGGGCCCGUGAUCACCUGCACCGCGCUCCGGGCCAAGGCCAGGACCGGCCUGCUCCCACGGGACUUUUACAAACCGGACCUCGGCCGCCGGGAAACGCACUCCACUACCCUCCUCCCGCUCCCACCCCCCCUUCCCAGAGAGAGCUGCAGAAGAUGAAGACGUCGAGCUAGGAUUUGGAAAAACUUCCCCCGGAGGACCAGUCCCUCGGUUGAAGGCCCUUAGCGAUUGGCCCACGGGCGUCCACUUUCCGGACCCCACCGUGAAGCUGAGCAGCCCAGCCGCAGACGUCCACUUUUAACGCCCACCUUAGACCCCACCAUGAAGCUGAGCACUCCAGCCACAGACGUCCACUUCUAAUUCUUACCUGGGACCCCACCAUGAAGCUGAGCACCCCAGCCUCAGACGUCUACUUUAAAUCCCUACCUGGCCUCACCGUGAAGGUGAGCGCCCCAGCCACAGACGUCCACUUUUAAUUCUUACCUGGGACCCCACCAUGAAGCAGAGCACCCCAGCCUCAGACGUCUACUUUUAAUUCCUACCAGGACUCACCAUGAAGCUGAGCACUCCAGCCACAGAUGGCCACUUUUAAUUCCCACCCGGGACCCCACCAGGAAGCCGAGCAGCCCAGCCACGGACGUCCACUUGUAAUUACCACCUGGGACCCCACCAUGAAGCUGAGCAGCCCAGCCACAGACGUCCACUUUUAAUUCCUACCUGGACCCCCCCAUGAAGCUGAGCACCCCAGCCUCAGACGUCCACUUUUAAUUCCUACCCUGAAUCCCACCAUAAAGCUGACCACUCCAGCUACAGACGUCCACUUUUAAUUCCUACCUGGACCCCCCCAUGAAGCUGAGCACCCCAGCCUCAGACGUCCACUUUUAAUUCCUACCCUGAAUCCCACCAUAAAGCUGACCACUCCAGCUACAGACGUCCACUUUUAAUUCCUACCUGGACCCCCCCCCCCCCAUGAAGCUGAGCACCCCAGCCUCAGACGUCCACUUUUAAUUCCUACCCUGAAUCCCACCAUAAAGCUGACCACUCCAGCCACAGACGUCCACUUUUAAUUCCUAUCCGGGGCCCGACCCUCGCAGGCUCCAGUAAAACUCGAAGCCAAUGACCGGCCUUUCAGAGCUAUGCAAAGAACCGUCCCCCACUGCAGCGGGGAAACUUUUGUUCUCUCCACCAGUUGGGCUUUCUCUUUUGCACCGCUUUCCCUGGGGGGAAAUCCAGUUCCUCUUCAGGGGGAGACCAGGAACUCCAAGCUGGGAUUGCAUUGUGGAUGCAUUAGGUCGAACCGAGAGAGUUGCAAAGCGAUCGAAACUCUGUUUACAUGAGUCAGCUUGAAAGCUACCUUUUUCUUGUUUUGGGACCAUUCGUUUUGUGACUGACCUCAAUGCUGUGAACCAAACAGAGACUAAAAUACCCUUCUCCUCCCUAAGCCCCCCGAAAGUUUUGGAAGAUCGGCAACCCUCUUCUGGAAAGGGUGGCUCAUCAUUGCUUUAUGGGGCAACAGCCUGGAAAAGUUCUUGGGGACCAGAGGCGACCAAGUUUGCCUGCCCUGCACUUUAUCAAAGGAGCAGGGAAGAAGGAACCAUCCAGGCACGGAGGUCCACCUUGCAAUGUUUUUGUGGAACAUGAAGCCCUUCAGAGACCAGUAGCAUCUGAUUUUGAAUCCCAAGGCCUGAGUGAAGCAGCUCGUUGGAACUCUAAGGAAAAUCUUCUUGCUGGUCCCAGUGAAAAUGACCCUAACCUUUUUGUUGCACUCUAUGAUUUUGUGGCCAGUGGAGACAACACUCUAAGCAUCACUAAAGGUGAAAAGCUCCGCGUCUUGGGCUACAAUCACAACGGGGAAUGGUGCGAAGCCCAGACCAAGAAUGGGCAAGGGUGGGUCCCCAGCAACUACAUCACUCCAGUAAAUAGUUUGGAGAAACAUUCUUGGUACCACGGACCGGUCUCCCGCAACGCGGCCGAGUACCUGCUGAGCAGCGGAAUCAAUGGGAGUUUUCUGGUGCGGGAGAGCGAGAGCAGUCCAGGGCAGAGGUCCAUAUCAUUGAGAUACGAGGGAAGGGUUUACCACUACAGGAUCAACACUGCAUCCGACGGAAAGCUGUACGUCUCCUCGGAGAGUCGCUUUAACACUCUGGCGGAGUUGGUCCACCACCACUCAACGGUAGCAGAUGGAUUGAUUACCACUUUACAUUACCCGGCUCCCAAGAGGAACAAGCCCACCAUCUACGGAGUGUCUCCCAACUACGAUAAGUGGGAAAUUGAGCGGACAGAUAUCACCAUGAAGCACAAGUUAGGAGGCGGGCAGUAUGGUGAAGUGUACGAAGGCGUAUGGAAGAAAUAUAGCCUGACGGUGGCUGUAAAAACCUUAAAGGAGGACACUAUGGAGGUGGAAGAGUUCCUGAAAGAAGCUGCAGUAAUGAAAGAGAUCAAACAUCCUAACUUGGUACAAUUACUAGGGGUCUGUACCCGGGAGCCCCCGUUCUAUAUAAUCACCGAGUUCAUGACCUAUGGGAACCUGUUGGAUUACCUGCGAGAGUGUAACCGGCAGGAGGUGAACGCUGUGGUGCUACUGUACAUGGCCACUCAGAUCUCAUCAGCUAUGGAGUAUCUGGAGAAGAAAAACUUCAUCCACAGGGAUCUGGCUGCCCGAAACUGCCUUGUAGGGGAAAACCACUUGGUGAAGGUAGCGGAUUUUGGUUUGAGCAGAUUAAUGACGGGGGACACCUACACCGCCCACGCUGGGGCCAAGUUCCCGAUCAAAUGGACGGCACCGGAAAGCCUGGCCUAUAAUAAAUUUUCCAUUAAGUCGGAUGUGUGGGCAUUUGGUGUUUUGCUGUGGGAAAUCGCCACUUAUGGCAUGUCCCCUUAUCCUGGGAUUGAUCUGUCACAAGUGUACGAGCUGUUGGAAAAAGACUAUCGGAUGGAGCGUCCUGAAGGCUGCCCGGAAAAGGUCUAUGAACUCAUGAGAGCAUGCUGGCAGUGGAGUCUUUCCGACCGACCCUCCUUUGCUGAAAUCCACCAGGCUUUUGAAACGAUGUUCCAGGAGUCCAGUAUAUCAGAUGAGGUGGAGAAGGAGCUGGGAAAGAAAGGAGUACGAGGUGUGGUUAGUAACUUGCUGCAGGCUCCGGAACUGCCAACCAAAACCAGGACGUCCAGGAGAACAGCUGAAAACCGAGAUGCGAACGAAACACCUGAAACUCCUAAUCCCAGAGGCCCAGGAGAAUGUGAUCCGUUGGACCACGAACCUCCCGUGUCUCCGCUGCUCCCCCGGAAAGAAAGAACACCCCAAGACAGUGGGUUGAAUGAAGACGAGCGCCUCCUUCCGAAAGAUAAGAAGACCAACCUGUUCAGCGCCCUAAUCAAGAAGAAGAAGAAAACGGCCCCCACGCCGCCGAAACGCAGCAGUUCCUUCCGGGAGAUGGACGGCCCCGCAGACCGCAAGGCCGGAGGGGAGGAAGAGACCCGAGACCUCAGCAACGGGGCCUGCACCGGCCCUCCCUCGGAUGCGGCCGACCCGAAUAAGUUCCAGAACCCGAGCAACGGGGCGGCCCUCCCCAACGGGGGCGUGUCGGCUAAUUCGGGCUUCCGAUCUCCUCACUUGUGGAAGAAGUGCAGCACGCUCACCAACAGCCGGUUGGCGGCCAACGACGAAGAGACUAACUCCAACUCGAGCAAACGCUUCUUGAGAUCCUGUUCAGCGUCCUGCGUGCCCCACGGGGCCAAGGACACCGAGUGGCGGUCCGUCACCCUGCCCCGGGAUCUGUCCACCGGGCGACAGUUCGACUCCUCCACGUUCGCGGGCCACAAAAGCGAAAAGCCGGCCUUGCCUCGGAAGCGGGCGAGCGAGACCAAGACCGAAGUAACCGCCCGGGGCACGGUGACCCCCCCGCCCCGGCUGCUGAAGAAGAACGAAGAAGCGGCCGACGACGUCUUCAGGGACGCCGAGUCCAGCCCCGGCUCCAGUCCUCCCAACCUGACGCCCAAGCUCACCCGUAGGCAGAUCGCGAUGGCGCCUUCCUCCGGCCCGACCCACAAGGAUGAGCCUGGAAAGGCCCCUGCGGCCUUGGGGACCCCCGGGACCGCUGACCUCCUGGCGCCGGUCAGCAAGAACUCGUCCGGCGCCUUCGUGGGGAACAGCAAGGCCUCCGCCGAGGAGUCCAGAGUGAGGAGGCCCAAGCACGCUUCGGAGUCGGCGGGAAAGGACAAGGGAAAAUUAUCGAAGCUCAAGCCCGCCCCGCCCCCGCCACCGCCACCAUCCUCUGGGGGCAAGUCCGGGAAGCACUGCCAUAACCUCAGCCACGAAACGGCAGGGGACCCGGGGCCCGGGACCAAAUCCAAACAGCCGUCUCAGCCGGCCGAGCCGGCGAACAACGAAGCCGCCAAGCCAAACCAGGUAGGGGAGGGGGCCAAAAAGCCCGUCCUCCCAUCGGCCCCCAAGCUGCAGUCGUCGGCUAAGCUGUUGCUCUCUUCCUCGACGACUCCGGCCCCCUCGCCCUCCACCGUGCCAUCUGCUUCCUCCACUCUAGGAGGGGACCAGCAGUCUUCCACCGCCUUCAUACCUCUCAUAUCCACCCGCGUGUCUCUGCGGAAAACCCGCCAGCCGCCAGAGAGGAUUGCCAGCGGCACCAUCACCAAGGGGGUGGUUUUGGAAAGCACCGACGCCCUGUGCCUGGCCAUCUCCAGAAACUCCGAGCAAAUGGCCAGCCACAGCGCGGUGUUGGAAGCGGGCAAGAACCUCUAUACGUUCUGCGUGAACUACGUGGACUCCAUCCAGCAGAUGAGAAACAAAUUCGCCUUCCGAGAGGCCAUCAACAAAUUGGAAAAUAACCUCCGGGAGCUGCAGAUCUGCCCCGCCACCGCUGGCGGCGGCCCCGCGGCCACCCAAGACUUUAGCAAACUCCUCAGCUCGGUCAAAGAAAUCAGUGACAUUGUUCAGAGGUAGCAAAAGCCAGCGGCGGGCCGGUCCAGGUGGACUGCAGAGACGUAUCCGUCAACGUUGAGGGGAAACUGACAGCAGACCAGCGGGACCGGGGCCUCUGGCCCGGGGAAAUGGACCCGAGGCGUGCAGACUGUGCCACUGGGAAACACAAGCCCUAUUACUACCUAGACCAUGGACGAGCAAGUGAGAUGCACUUUCCUCCCUUUUGAACCCAGGCUCCCCGAGCCCUCUCCAUUCGGAGAGUUCCCGCGUCUGGGGCCUCCAGUCAAAAGGCUGAGGGCCUUAUUGUUCAUGUGGCUUUAGGACCGAGCUUUAAGUUGGAGCGGGAAAGGCAGAAACGGACUCGAGUUUUCCCGUUCCCCUCCCAGAGGAAGUCCGACGGUUGUCUUUCUCCCCCCUCCGGGGCCCUGCGCGUCGUUGAAAUGCCCGAGUUCAUCCCGUGAGGCCUCGUGCACAUUCACCUCUCCCUUGUCCCACGAAGGGAACCAGUGGGUUUGUUUUUCUUGUGACUCAUAAGGUUAAAAAACACUGCAGGAGAGGAGCUUGGAGAUACCACCUGCCAAGAUCACACUCUUCCCACUGGGAACUGUGUGCCAAGGACUGAGGCCUUUCAACUGGCUUCUCCCAGAGAGGCGAACUCUUGGCUCGUUGGAAUAAUGUUAUAAGUUGUGAUCCGGACGGUCAGCGGUCGGAUUCCGACUGAGGGAGGGAUGGGCCGAGAAGGAUGCAAGGUGAUUUCCACCCCCCACCUUUGGCCAACGGCUCUUCCGCAGGCGUCCCGAGGGAAGGAGUGGCCAUUCCCAGUAAAGUACGGGGCCACUCCAAAUGGGGCGAGGAGUCCCCUGAGGUGGCCAAACCUUCCCCCUUCUCCCUUCCAAGAGAAAGCCCCGGGAGGGUGAGGUCAGAGGGCUGUCGGAUGGGCUGACGGGAUGCCUUGCGCCUCUUGACCCUCCCCUUUCCGCAGAGUUAACGCUCUCUUUUCCAAACACCACGUGACAGUCUGAGAAGCGAGUCGGUGGAGGUCUGACUUGUUUCAGGUUGGUUUUCACGCACGUGAAAAGAGCGAGCGGUCUGUGGCGAGCCAUUUUCCGGUGUGACGCUUAGGGGGACGUAUCCAUUUGGCCUCCUUGAAGGAUCUGCCGACUCACGGGGCAGCAGCCUCUGGGGUAGAGGGAAGCAGUCGGCGGGGAUCCCCUAUAUUGCACAGAAGAGGGACAUUGACCGCCCCGAGACCCCUACCACCCUCAGAGUUUGGAAAAUGUCUUUUUUUAAUUGCAGUGAACCACACUUAUCAGUCUAAUGUUUCUCUUGGGGUUUUGUCAGGGAUUGUUUCAAAAAUAAACCCAAUUAACACUCCCCCCUCCCCGCCUUCUCCCCCCACUGCUCCCUGAAAGUAUUUCAAAGAGCAGGCUGCCGUCCUUCGUCUUGGGCAUUCCUCCUCCGGGACUGCCCGAGAACAUAAGCGAGUACUGAGGCUGUGACUCACAGGGCAGCCACGCGCAGUUUUCUCUGACCUUUCCUUGCACUCCAGCCGCCAGCCCGGGGAAAAGGGCUGAGAGCAAUAGGCUGGGGAUUCACCGAGGCUCGGCACAUUACUCAAAAAACAGCGGGCCUGACUCUGAACGGUGCCAUUUAACCCCUCACCGGUUCUGAGUCCAGAAGAAAAUCGGCCUUCCCCUCCCCUUUCCUUCUAACCCCUGUGACCCUGUGGCGUUUCCUGCAUUAUACGAUUUUUACGCUAAUCACCUUAACGUGUAUUUUACUUUUCUGUUAGAAAUGGCUUUAAAAUGGUUUCCUCUCAAUAUUCCUUUUAUAUUUUCACAUCACCUCUUUGCCCUCACAGACUGCCGUGACUUACACUCUGAAGAUGUAAAAACACCACCAGCUGCCUUUCAGACAAGCAAAACAAAUCUCACACUCACAGCGCACACACACACACACACACAUAUCCACACACAACUGUGGACUCUCUAAUGAGGUACUGUUUCUUUCUUUUGUCGAUAACAUAAUGUGCCACUAUAUUAAGCAUUUGUAUCUUGGUAUUACACUUUUAUAGACGUGUCCUUUUAUAAAUGUGUAAAUAGUUUUCCCCUGUUGUCCUUUCUGUAAUACCUAUGGUGCAGUUUUAUCUUUUUUUUUUUGAGGG
Ornithorhynchus anatinus (platypus) is the source of this 7271-nucleotide messenger RNA. It is a transcript of the gene ABL1, whose product is annotated as ABL proto-oncogene 1, non-receptor tyrosine kinase. Gene Ontology annotation, molecular function: non-membrane spanning protein tyrosine kinase activity; protein binding; ATP binding. NCBI's taxonomy places the organism in Eukaryota, Metazoa, Chordata, Mammalia, Monotremata, Ornithorhynchidae. The record is from RefSeq and is a predicted model, not a curated record. Bases 1679 to 5128 code for a protein of 1149 amino acids. The transcript has 12 exons. Gene Ontology annotation, biological process: protein phosphorylation; regulation of apoptotic process.